Thalassophryne amazonica is the source of this 1523-nucleotide messenger RNA. RefSeq names its product kelch domain-containing protein 8B-like. Gene Ontology annotation, molecular function: protein binding. The record is from RefSeq and is a predicted model, not a curated record. Bases 361 to 1440 code for a protein of 359 amino acids. Lineage: Eukaryota; Metazoa; Chordata; Actinopteri; Batrachoidiformes; Batrachoididae. The transcript has 5 exons.
AGAGAGAGAGAGAGAGACAUUCGUGACAUCUGCCUGAGGAGGAAGUUAUUCUUCCAUCAUUCUUUUGUUCUCUUUUUUGCAUUCUUCCCAUUGUUUCACUCUGUUGCAUCCCUGUUUUCUUUGUCCUUCCCAUCCUGCACCUCUUUCUCCUGUCGCGGUCGCAGAGCUGUAGCCGGCCUUUUAAACAGACAGACAUAAGCUUCUACGCUGCUUAUUUGUCGGCUCGCGUGCAUUUGCUCACUCCACCACCUUCACGUCUCAGUUCUCCCAUCCUCUCUUCGCCUCCUGCUCCAUCUCUUCCUCCUCUUCCUUCUCCUUGCAGUGUGUGAUGGUGCAUCCCCUCCUCUCGUUCCUGGAGACAUGCCUGUGCAGGAGAUGGCAGUGAGUCCUGUCAAGUCCCUGUACUGGGAGCAGUUCCCCCCCAUGACACAGUGCAGAGUCUACUGCACUCCCGUCCACUAUGAAGGUUUGAUCUACGUGCUGGGGGGCUGCAGUGAGACCGGUGUGCCCCUGGACAGUGCUGAGGUCCUGGAUAUAGAGAGCCAAACCUGGAGCCAGCUGCCCCCGCUGGCCACGGCUCGAGCGGGGGCCUCGGCCGUGGCACUGGGAGGUCAGGUGAUGGUCCUGGGAGGCAUGAAUCAGCAGCAAACCCCACUGGCCUCUGUGGAAGUGUUCCACCCUGAUGAGGGCAAGUGGGAAACUAAGUCUGGCCUGGGACAGCCGUCUAUGGGUGUCACCACUGUGGAGAAAGAUGGGAAAUUGUAUGCUUUUGGGGGUAUGGGAGCAGACACUACCCCCCAAGCUUUGGUGAGAGUUUAUGAGGCAGAGAAAGACCAGUGGCAACCGAUAUCCUCAAUGCCUACGCCGCGAUAUGGAGCUACGUCCUUUGUAAGAGGAAACAAAAUCUACAUGAUGGGUGGUCGUCAAGGAAAGAUGCCAGUGACGGCACUCGAAGCUUUUGACUUGGACAUGAAGAGCUGGACACACUACCCCUGCAUCCCAAGCCGAAGGGCGUUUUCCUGUUGCGCCGCAAGUGAGCGAAGCUUCUUCAGUCUUGGGGGCCUUCAGCAACCAGGUCCACAUAACUUCUACUCCAGACCUCACUUUGUCAGCACUAUGGAGGAGUACGAUCUGGAUCAGGGCAUUUGGAUCAAACCCAGCCGAACAUCCAGGAUGAGGGAGAAGAGGGCGGACUUCGUGGCAGGAUGCCUGGGAGGACGGAUCAUUGCAGCUGGUGGCCUAGGGAAUGAACCGUCACCAUUGGGAACAGUGGAGAGCUAUAACCCAGUGAAACAGCGUUGGGAGUACAUGGCGUCCAUGGCGACCGCACGCUGCUCUUCUGCACUCCUGCAAACACCCAGCAUGCUCUUUGUCAUCGGUGGAGUCGCCCAGGGCCCCAGUAAUGCUGUGGAAGCGCUCUGCUUACAGGAAACAGUGUGACACAUGCACACAGUCACCGUCAUCAAAACAAUCUGCAGUGAUGUUAAAUUCCUGGAUGUGUAUAAACCUCUGUGUCCGACUGA